CAUCAUUUUCGCCUCGUGGAGACGGUUGGUGAACUGUUGCCGACGGCUGCGACAGAUCUCAACAUUUUGCACCGAAAAAUUAAAAUAACAGUUAUUUUUCAUGUCUAUCUGAAUGAGGUUGAAGCUUUUUGUGGAAGUGUUUAAUGAGACGCUGCCUUGUCAGUUUGCCUUGUGAUAUUCUGGUUGAAUCAAGUGUGAGAUCAUCUUUGGAGGACUACCGACUUACAGCUCAAAAUGGGGUACGGACGGUCGGACAGCUACCGCGUGGCCACCACGCAGGACAACGACGACAAGGAGUCACCCAAGAAGAAGGGAGGCAAGGAUCUGGAUGACCUGAAGAAAGAAGUACCCAUCACGGAACACAAAAUGUCUGUUGAGGAGGUUUGCCAGAAAUACAACACGGAUAUCGUGCAGGGUUUGACCAAUGCCAGGGCAGCAGAGUACCUGGCCAGGGACGGACCCAAUGCCCUGACUCCACCCCCUACCACCCCACAGUGGGUCAAGUUCUGUCGUCAGCUGUUUGGUGGCUUCUCUAUCUUGCUGUGGAUCGGUGCCAUCCUCUGCUUCUUGGCCUACGCCAUCCAGGCUGCGACAGAGGAUGAGCCUGCUGGGGAUAAUUUAUAUCUGGGUAUCGUGCUGUCGGCUGUCGUCAUCAUCACCGGCUGCUUCUCCUAUUUUCAGGAAGCUAAAACCUCCAAGAUCAUGGAGUCCUUCAAGAACAUGGUCCCUCAGCAAGCACUGGUGAUCCGAGAGGGAGAGAAGAUGCAGAUCAAUGCUGAGCAGGUGGUAGCAGGAGACCUGGUGGAGGUGAAAGGAGGAGACAGGAUCCCUGCUGACCUUCGCAUCAUCUCCUCCCAUGGCUGCAAGGUUGACAACUCAUCCCUGACUGGAGAAUCGGAGCCCCAGACCAGAUCUCCUGACUGCACCCAUGACAACCCCCUGGAAACUCGCAACAUUGCUUUCUUCUCCACCAACUGCGUCGAAGGAACUGCGCGUGGUAUUGUUGUGUGUACUGGUGAUCAUACAGUGAUGGGUCGCAUUGCCACACUUACCUCAGGCCUGGAGACUGGCAAGACACCCAUUGCUAAGGAGAUUGAGCACUUCAUCCAAAUCAUCACCGGCGUGGCCGUCUUUCUUGGAGUGAGCUUCUUCGUCCUCUCCCUCGUCCUGGGUUACAGCUGGCUGGAGGCUGUGAUCUUCCUCAUCGGCAUCAUUGUGGCUAAUGUGCCCGAGGGUCUGCUGGCUACAGUCACUGUGUGUUUGACUCUGACAGCAAAGCGAAUGGCUCGUAAGAACUGUCUGGUGAAGAACCUGGAGGCUGUGGAAACUCUGGGUUCCACCUCCACCAUCUGCUCUGACAAGACCGGCACCCUGACCCAGAACAGGAUGACCGUGGCCCACAUGUGGUUCGACAACCAGAUCCAUGAAGCCGACACAACGGAGGACCAGUCCGGUUCCUCGUUUGACAAAAGUUCAACAACAUGGGUGUCUCUGGCUCGUAUUGCUUCGCUUUGCAACCGUGCUGUGUUCAAGGCCGGUCAGGAAUCUCUCCCCAUUCUUAAACGGGAGGUUGCCGGCGACGCCUCCGAGUCAGCUCUGCUCAAGUGCAUCGAGUUGUCCUGCGGCGCUGUCAAAGCCAUGAGGGACAAGAACAAGAAGGUGGCCGAGAUCCCGUUCAACUCCACCAACAAGUAUCAGCUCUCAAUUCAUGAAUCGGAGGAAGAAAAUGACAACCGCUACCUGCUGGUGAUGAAGGGAGCCCCUGAGAGGAUCCUCGAUCGCUGUUCCACCAUCAUGAUACAGGGCAAAGAGCAGCCCAUGGACGACGAGAUGAAGGAGUCUUUCCAGAACGCCUACCUGGAACUGGGAGGACUGGGAGAGAGAGUUCUGGGUUUCUGCCACCUGUUCAUGUCGGAAGACAAGUAUCCUAAAGGUUUUGCGUUUGACACGGAUGACGUCAACUUCCAGACAGACAACCUGUGCUUUGUUGGCCUCAUGUCCAUGAUCGAUCCUCCUCGCGCUGCCGUGCCUGAUGCUGUGGGAAAAUGCCGCUCAGCUGGCAUCAAGGUCAUUAUGGUGACUGGUGACCAUCCAAUCACAGCCAAGGCCAUAGCUAAGGGUGUCGGCAUCAUUUCCGAGGGCAACGAAACCGUGGAAGACAUUGCUGCUCGUCUGAACAUUCCUGUCAGCCAGGUUAACCCCAGGGAUGCCAAGGCCUGUGUGAUCCACGGCACCGAUCUUAAAGAUCUGAAUCAGGAACAGAUGGACGAUAUUUUAAAGAACCACACAGAGAUUGUCUUUGCUAGAACCUCCCCUCAGCAGAAGCUCAUUAUUGUAGAAGGCUGCCAGCGACAGGGAGCCAUCGUGGCUGUGACAGGAGAUGGUGUGAACGAUUCCCCUGCCCUGAAGAAGGCCGACAUCGGUGUUGCCAUGGGAAUUUCUGGCUCUGACGUAUCCAAACAAGCAGCAGACAUGAUCCUGCUGGACGACAACUUUGCCUCCAUUGUCACUGGAGUGGAAGAAGGUCGCCUGAUUUUUGACAACUUGAAGAAGUCCAUCGCUUACACUCUGACAAGCAACAUCCCAGAGAUCACACCAUUCCUGUUCUUCAUCCUGGUCAACAUCCCCCUGCCCCUGGGUACCAUCACUAUCCUCUGCAUCGACCUGGGAACCGACAUGGUUCCUGCCAUCUCUCUCGCCUAUGAAGCAGCAGAAAGUGACAUCAUGAAGCGCCAGCCAAGGAACCCACUGAGGGACAAACUGGUCAAUGAGAGACUCAUCAGUAUUGCCUAUGGACAGAUCGGCAUGAUCCAAGCUCUUGGUGGAUUCUUUGCCUAUUUUGUUAUCAUGGCUGAAAAUGGUUUCCUGCCUUCUGUGCUUGUUGGUAUCCGGCUGAACUGGGAUGAUCGCUCCAACAACGACCUGGAGGACAGCUAUGGGCAGCAAUGGACCUAUGAACAGCGUAAGAUAGUGGAGUUCACCUGCCACACAGCGUUCUUCGUCAGCAUCGUGGUGGUUCAGUGGGCAGACGUCAUUAUCUGCAAGACCAGACGCAACUCUGUGUUCCAGCAGGGAAUGAAGAAUAAGAUUUUGAUAUUUGGCCUGUUUGAGGAAACGGCUCUGGCCGCCUUCCUGUCCUACUGCCCGGGGAUGGGCGUGGCGCUACGGAUGUACCCUCUCAAGCCCAGCUGGUGGUUCUGUGCGUUCCCGUACAGUUUCCUCAUCUUUGUUUACGACGAGAUCCGAAAACUCAUCCUUCGCCGAAACCCUGGAGGCUGGGUGGAAAAAGAGACUUACUAUUAAAUGAAAACAUCAUUAAGCUCCGACCCCAUCCCUCCCUGAACUCAUCCCAGCCUCUCUCCCCUUCUUUCCUCUUUCUGCUCAUCUGUCUCUCAUUUUUAUUUUAUCUAAAAUGUACAAGAAAAAGAUGUUUACUCUUCCUCCCAUCUCCUCUCCAUUCCCCAUCUUCAUUUCUAAACUAGCUAAAAAUACAACUGCCAAGACAACGAGAGGACCAACAACAGAAGGGGUGAGGAUGGGGGAGGAGCGGCCUUGUAUAAACCCUCCCCAUCCUCUCCGUCCCUCUGUCCCUGUUUUUCUAUCUAAAGCUGACAGCACUAAUCUGCCAGAAACACUGUUUGUGCCGAUGAUGUUUCUCCAUCGCUGGCUGCAGCCGCUCAUCGUUAGCGUGCUCGAAUUUCACCGCUGCUCGGAGCUCGACAAACAUCCGAUUCCAAGAAUAAAGACAAAAACCUGACUGUUCCACCAAAACCAUGGCGGCUCCUGUCUCGACAUCCGAAGCGGGCAAAUGUCCUGUUUUUAUUUUCGUCCUGGAGUAAAAUCGCCCAGAUCCAGCUCUGUAAUCACUGCCAUUCCUCCCUUCUUCCCUCUUUUCCUCCUUCUCUUUAAUCACUGCCAGAACUCCACUGCUGUCCUCCUCUUCCUCCUCCUCUAUCUGUGAAAGAACCAGUCUCACCAGUAAACUGAAGCGCUCACUCACGCCCCUAGCAGGGUGUAUAAAAAGCUCACCCCUCAGACUCCUUCCCUCCCUGUCCUCCUCCCAUCCCUGGGUUGUUCUGUUGUUUUCUAAUAGGCGACUUGUGUUUUUUAUUGUGGGUUUUUUUAAAGUUUGGAGUGGGUCUGAGAGCUGCUUGUUUUCAUUCAGACAUUGCAAAACACACCGGCCCUCCGUAUCCUGCUCUUCUCACACCUGUACGAGCCCCGAAGCCCUCUUCCUCACCCCACCUGUCGAUUUGUCCCAGUUUGUCUUUCUCUGUCUGUGAACUGUGGAGUCCCUCCGUGACCCUUAAACCCGAUUUCACUCCUGUUCUCCCCCCGUCACCUCCCUCAUCCCCAUCACCUGACCUCCCUCCCACUUUAAAAAUAAAGAAAACAAUCUUUCUGUGUCCUAGGAAAAAGAGAUUUCUCUCCAGUUUCAUUCUUUAAAUCUGUGGAAAACAUGGAAUAAGGGCCUUGUACCUUAGCUUCUGAAACAGCAGCAGACGGAAAAAGAAUAAAAUGAAAUAAAACAGAAGGAUCUCUCUUUUUCAGCUUGGUCUCCAGUUUUGUUUUGUGUGGAGUUAUGUCAGAAAAUGGAAAUAAAUUCUGUGACCAACUCUUA
Messenger RNA from Girardinichthys multiradiatus, 4621 nucleotides. RefSeq names its product ATPase Na+/K+ transporting subunit alpha 3a (gene atp1a3a). The transcript is spliced from 24 exons. The record is from RefSeq and is a predicted model, not a curated record. Gene Ontology annotation, biological process: intracellular potassium ion homeostasis; proton transmembrane transport; potassium ion import across plasma membrane. The coding region runs from base 235 to 3303 and encodes 1022 amino acids. Gene Ontology annotation, cellular component: membrane. NCBI's taxonomy places the organism in Eukaryota, Metazoa, Chordata, Actinopteri, Cyprinodontiformes, Goodeidae. Gene Ontology annotation, molecular function: ATP hydrolysis activity; ATP binding; P-type sodium:potassium-exchanging transporter activity.